AUGCAGUCCUUCGUCUUUGGCUUUUACCGCGAUGCCAAUUACGCCAUCCUAGGCACCGGGAACUUCCGUCUUUCCAUAGAAUUUGGCUUUGCAGACAGCACACGCUUCUACGAGGUGUACUAUCCCCAGCGAUCUGUCGUCGAGACAUGCCCACACGGAACCCGCGGUCUGUGGAUAGACGAGAAGACUGGCCAUCAGUUUUCUUUCCAAGUCAACGCAGACCUGACAGAGGCUAUUGUCACAUUAGAUUCUGACACUCUGAAGGGAAAGGUGUACAUUCACUCGCGGGCGUUGCCCCUGACCGCGGAUGGGAACGUGUGGCCGGCUGAGAACGCAUCUACCGCACCUAUUCCCUACUGGCACUGGUCACAGCCCAUUCCGGCCGGAACAGUGGAAACCGACGUCGAGAUUAAAGGCAAUCCCAUCAAAUGGACCGGUAUGGGGGGACAUGAGCGGUUCUGGUCCGCGUUUAGUUGGUUUACAUGUCUGAGAAAGCUGCAAGCAGUGAGAGCCAUGUUGGGUCCCUAUGUGCUCAGCUAUUUUGCUUUCACUUCCGAGAUCAACCCAGAGCACUCGCACCAGUCUGUUGUCCUUUUCAAAGAUGGUGCCCCAGUCUUUCGAAGCACGGCCAAUACUCCCUCUGAUACGGAAGACUAUGCUCUUGUCACCAAAACCUAUGGUGGAGCUGUUACAGGCACUCUCAAAGACAAAGUCACUGGCUUCCAGCUGGAACUCGUUUCGCCUUCGAAUAUGCAUCACUACACUUUCUUUGUGGAGCAUCUCAACCUCGGAUUUGAAUACAUCCUCGGAGAGGGCGUGGGAGGUAGUGGCUUCUCUGGCCGCUCAAGAGGCGGACAUGUAGGGCUGGGCCAAUAUGAUGGAGUCGCCCUCACCGAGGCUCUGACUUUUCCUCAGAAUUCACCCCUUUUCAAGAGCAAUUACGUAGAUUAA
Molecule: messenger RNA, 951 nt
Organism: Metarhizium brunneum ARSEF 3297
Lineage: Eukaryota; Fungi; Ascomycota; Sordariomycetes; Hypocreales; Clavicipitaceae
Gene: ccsF
Product: Diels-Alderase ccsF
Source: RefSeq, a predicted model, not a curated record